CACUGUAAAGAUGUCUGAGCAGGCGGGGAGGGAGCGGAGCGGAGGACCCCGAAGCGACAGGCAGAGCCCGCGACUCGCAGCCUCUCAAACAGUUCAGGAUCAGUUGACGCGUAUGCCAGAAGGUGCUUGCAAAGUCAAAGUGAGUCGCAAGUCUCGUCGUCGUCGUCGUCGAGGUCGAUGCGAUUGUGACGAGGAGCCGAGAUGUCCAAUGAGAGCCAGGCAUCGCUGAAGGGGGAGGCGGCCGUGGUUCAUUCUCCCGCCGCGUCCGCCGCCACGCACGGCCCGCCGCUCUCGCCGUCCGCCGCCAAGCCGCCCGAACUGCCAGAUGAGCUGAUCCAGGCAGGGUGGUCCAAGUGUUGGUCUCGGCGGGAGAACCGCCCGUAUUACUUCAACAGGUUCACCAAUCAGAGUCUGUGGGAGGUGCCGGUGUUGGGCCAGCAUGACGUCAUCUCUGAUCCUUUGGGCCUGAACGCCGCUCCGGCAGAGGGCGCCGACGGGAACCUAGGCAACGGCCAGCGGAAAAGGCGGAGCUCUGAGGAGCAGGCGGCCGGGCCCAACAGUCUCAAAAGGGCCAAGGCCGAGCCCACCACGCCCAUCUCGCCCGGCGCGCCCGGCGCCAAACCCUGGAGCGCCGCCCCCGAUGACAAACAGGGCGCCACGCCCGGCCCCGCCCCCGCUCCCGCCCCCGCCCCCGCCCCCGCUCCCGCUCCUUACAGGCCGGCCGUCGUCUACUGGGAUCUGGACAUCCAGACCAACGCCGUCAUUAGAGAACACGCCCCUGCCAAACACCUGCCCCCCCACCCCGAGAUCGAGCUGCAGAGAGCUCAGCUGGUCACCAAACUGAGGCAACACUACCAUGAACUCUGUCACCAGAGAGAAGGCAUCGACCCGCCUCGGGAGUCAUUCAACCGCUGGCUGCUGGAGAGGAAAGUGUCGGACAAAGGUUCGGACCCCAUGUUGCCGAGCGACUGCGAGCCCGUCAUCUCGCCGUCCAUGUUCCGAGAGGUCAUGAACGACAUCCCCAUCAGGCUGUCUCGUAUCAAAUACAAGGAGGAGGCCCGGAAGCUUCUGUUCAAAUACGCAGAAGCGGCCAAGAAGAUGAUCGACUCCAGGAACGCCAGCCCGGAGAGCCGCAAGGUGGUCAAGUGGAAUGCGGAGGACACCAUGAGCUGGUUGCGCAGGGACCACUCGGCCAGCAAGGAGGACUACAUGGACCGUCUGGAGCACCUCCGCCAGCAGUGCGGCCCUCACGUGACGGCCGUGGCCAAAGACUCCGUGGAGGGAAUCUGCUCCAAGAUCUACCAGCUGUCCUCGGAGUACAGCAGACGCCUUCGACACACACACCUCAGCCUGCUCCAAGACCCGCCCACAGAGGCAUCUACGUCCUCCUCUUCACCUCCGCCGCCGUCGUCUCGCCUGGUGUACUGUUACCCGUUACGUUUGGCGCAGCCGUCGCCCGCGCUCCCGCGCGUGGAGCUUCACUUUGAGAACGACGUGGCCUGUCUGCGAUUCAGAGGGGAGAUGGUCAAAGUCAACAGGGGACACUUCAGCAAGCUGGAGCUGCUGUACAGGUACAGCUGCAUCGACGACUCUCGCUUCGAGAAGUUCCUGUCGAGGGUUUGGUGCCUGCUCAAGCGCUACCAGGUGAUGUUCGGCAACACCGCCAACGAGGGCACGGGCCUGCAGGGGACGCUGCCGGUGUCCGUGUUUGAGGCUUUGAGUCGUCAGUUCGGCGUGUCCUUCGAGUGUUUCGCCUCGCCGCUCAACUGCUACUACAAACAGUUCUGCUCGGCCUUCCCCGACACCGACUGCUACUUCGGAUCCCGAGGGCCCUUCCUGUCCUUCUGUCCCGUCAGCGGCUCGUUCGAAGCCAACCCGCCGUUCUGCGAAGAGCUGAUGGACGCCAUGGUGACGCACUUUGAGGACCUUCUGGAGCAGUCGAGCGAGCCGCUGUCCUUCAUCGUCUUCGUCCCCGAGUGGCGAGACCCCGUGACGCCGGCCCUCAAUCGCAUGGAGGCCAGUCGCUUCCUGCGCCACCAGAUGAGCGUGCCCGCCUACGAGCACGAGUACCGAUCCGGAAGUCAGCACAUUUGCAAGAGGGAGGAGAUGUACUACCGGGCGGCCCAUGGCACGGCCGUGCUUUUCCUCCAGAACGCGGCCGGCUUCGCAAAGUGGGCGCCCACGCCGGAGCGUCUGGCCGAGCUGACGGCGUCCUACCGCCCCUCGCGAGCCGCCGCCGCACCCGCCUUGGCCUCGCGGGGCCCCGCCAACCCGGCGGCGGCCGACCGAGACUCCUCAUCCGCCGCCGACGAGGCCGCUGCGGUCGUCUCGCCCGGUAACCAUGACAACAACAACAACAACAACAACAGCGGCGACGGCAGUCCGCGGGACGAGAUGGCCACCGUGUAAAGGAGCAUCUGUAUCACGUGCCGUCCCGCGUGCCGAUCGGUCGCUUGCUUUUCAGCAAUAACGGCUCCCGAUGCCACACCGGGCCGCUCGGGGAUCGGUUGACAAGGCAGCUAUCUUUUUCGGUUUCCUUUUUUGGACUUCAGUCACCCGGCCAAAAUCGGAAUCGGAAGCGGGCGAGCGGCCCCUUUCGCACUUGUUCACGCCCAUUUUCACCGCCUCUCUGUCCCGCGUGCGGAUGCGACCCGCACAUUUUCCGCCUUCCGACGACGUAGCAGAGAUGGAACGAGAGACCGUAGAGUGCAAAGUUUAACGCCUGACAUUUGCUUCUCUUCACUUGUCACCGUCAGUCAUCUCAUCAUCCGAAUGUGGGAAGUUGCAACGGCUGCGUGAAUGUGGACUACGCGCGCUCGAGUAGAUACAUUUCCACGCUACCGUUCCGCCGCUCACGCGCUGGCGUGAAGUACGCAACACCCAACGCGCGCCUCUCAAAGCGGUCGUCGCCGCCGUCCGACUGUGUGAAUGCGGGAAGCCGCCGUUGCCGUGCGCACUUUCCCGCUCUGCCGUCGCGCCGCUUUACGCUUCGUGCAAAAGGGGCUGCGCGGCGACGUCGUCGCGGGCGGGGGCGCGUUAACCGCGAUCGACGCGAGGACUCGUUCGCUCAUUUUGACAAUUUCCGACGAAUCGACUGACGACUUGACCCGGCUGUCACCACGGCGACGGCAAGCCGGGCCCAUUUCAAAACAAAUCGACGGAUACGUGCGUUACGAGAAGGCGCCGCGGUGGGCCGAGGACGCGACGGCUUGCUCGCCGUUGUGUAGAUGACGUAUAGUGAAAAGUGAUGCUCUUGGAUGCUUUUUAUUUAACAUCGUUUCUCUAUCAUACUGUUUACAAUAGUUUGUUCAGAACUAAACCAAAGUGUUAAGAAGGAAAAAAAAGUCUAUAUUGUAAACGUUGAAAGUGUGUGUUCGUGUGCGUCUGAAGUCAAAUCAGCAACUUUUCUUUUUUGUUUUUGCUGCAGACUCAGCAGUUCUGCGUACUUUGUUUCUUCGUGCAUGAAACGUUUUCUUUUCGUUUGUAGCGAGGACAAUGUUGAUUUGUUGUACAAAAGAAGAAGAAUAUGCAAAAACGUCCUCAUGUCAUUUUGGUCUCUGUAGCGCCCCCUUGCUUCUUUUCUGUGUUUUUGCUGCCAUUUCCUGCGGUCUGAGUCUUAUACUUUGGAUUUGAGUUUCUUUUUUUUUGUCGUUGUUAGCUGUCACUGUUUUCGCUAAAAUAGGACGACUGACCUUUUUUCCACUUUUAAAAUAAAAAAAUAUGCGAAAAACGAGAAGUAAACGACUUAGAUUUUUACGAGAGUUUUCACAAGAAAGGACGAGAAAGGAGACCGGCCGGGCCGGGCCGGGCCGGGCCGGGCCGGGCCGGGCCGCUCGCGUGGCGUCGACAUGUCCGUCGUGAUCUUACUGGAAACUGACGCCGGACGGCGGCCUAAUUCUUCUUCUCUUUUUGAUCUGCCCUCGCCAAAGGCGUCAUCUAAUUAGAUGAUUGAUGUGUGGUGUAAAUAGGAAACGUCGGACUGGAGAAUGUACAUCUGUGCUGUACGGACAAAAUGCAGUUUGACUCCCAGUAAAGAUAUAUUCCAUCCUU
Molecule: messenger RNA, 4050 nt
Organism: Phycodurus eques (leafy seadragon)
Lineage: Eukaryota; Metazoa; Chordata; Actinopteri; Syngnathiformes; Syngnathidae
Gene: pcif1
Product: phosphorylated CTD interacting factor 1
Exons: 16
Coding region: 202-2409 (735 amino acids)
Cellular component (GO): nucleus
Molecular function (GO): RNA polymerase II C-terminal domain binding; mRNA (2'-O-methyladenosine-N6-)-methyltransferase activity
Source: RefSeq, a predicted model, not a curated record